AUGGAGAAAAGUUAGGUACUCAAAAAUGACAGUAAAGAUCCAGAAAUAAUAGAUAAGCAAUUAGAAAAAUCAUUCUAGCGCUGCUAUUCUAAAUUUCUAGACGCAAUAAACUCAACAGUUAUUUAAUUUAGCAAGUCGAGGAAAAACGUAGAGAGCUAUUUUGAGGAUCAUUACUUUGAAUUGUGCAAGUAGAUCAUGUUUGAUCAGGAAAAUUACAAACCAAUAAUAAAAUACAUAGAGAAUUUAGAGGAUAAUAAAGGCACUGUGUGCUCUAAAGUAAUUGAGUUUGGUGACACUGUGUGGCUUUGUAAAGAUUGCUGCCUUCAUCCUACAUGUAUUAUUUGCUAGGAAUGCUUUGAAAAUAGCAAGCACAUAGGGCAUUAAAUAACAAUGAGCAGAGAUACUUAAGGCAAUUGUGACUGUGGAGAUAUAUAGUCCUGGAAGAAGGAAGGUUUCUGUAGAGAUCAUUAAGGAUAUAAUGAGGCAAUAAUCGAGAAACUCAUUAAAAAGAUACCUGAAAAUAUGAGAAUAAGUACUUAAAAAGCAUUCAACAAUAUAGCUAGACAACUAAAACAACAACUAUUGUUUUUCACGAAUAAGGAUCCUAAAAAGAAUAAAAUUAUCUAUAUAGUGGUUUAAAUCUUUGAAUUUAUAGAGUGGUCAAUAAAUCUUUCUCCAGCGUACAUAAGUUUCUGGAAAAAUGCCCUAGAUAGUGAAUAAAACAGAGAAUUAAACAAUUUAGAAAAGCCUCAGCAUCACACUUGUACUUUUGAAUAAUAUAAAAAAUCAGAGAUAAUGGUAGAUCCCCAGGAGCCUUAAAAAUGUUCUUGCAGUGUUUAUGAUAUUAUAUUUACUCGAGAUUUUAGUGGUUAUGAAUAGAAGUAGGAAGUUAUCUCGAACUUACUCAUCUUACUUGCCUAAAAUUAUGACAUUAAAUACUAAUUAGCACUUUCUUACUUCAAAAACUAUGAGAAGCUAUAUCUUGAUGAAGGUAGAUUUUCUACUAAUAAACUUGCUGAAAUCAAUACCUAGAUAAUCACUGUUGAUAUAAUUUCUAUUAAAACAAUUAAAGAAGAACCAAUUAGAUAACAUAUUAUUCAACUUUUAACUAAUUCUAUACAAAGGCUGAUUGAAUUUGAAGUUGAUGAAGAUGAAGAUUCAGUUGAGCAAAAUUUCAUAUUUAUGCUAUUAGAUGAUCUUCACAUGAUGGCAUUACCAAGGACCGUAAAUUACUUAGCCAAUCAAACAGAAUUUAUUGAGGCUUUUAUCCAAAUAUAUCAGAAAUUAUAUAAUCAAGCAGAAGUGACAAAAGUAGAUGAGCAUGUCGAGAAUGAAGAUGAUGAGAUAAAUAACUAGUUAAGAGAUCUAGAUCUUGAGAUUAUGGUCUUAAUGAAGACUUACUUAUCAGGUGUGGAUUAUAGUAAUGAAAAUAGAAACAUAUCUUUGCUUCAUAAAUUCAUUGAAACUUUACAAUAAAUUAAUUCCAAUCAAAACUACGACCCUGAAGUUGGUAGUUAUAUACUUCCAGUUCAUAGAAUGUUUGGGUUUUAUUUUACAAGAUAUUUGAUUACUUAAAUUCUCAGAACUUAGACAAAUGAUAAAUUUGAUGAAAAAUCUAAAGCUAAUUCCUUUAUUUCUAUGAGAAACAUCUUAAGUGAUAUAAUAAUAAAAAUUAAUAAUCCCUCGAAUGAAAAUAAAAGUCUUGAUAAUAUACUCUAUGAACUUGUGAGACCUCUCAACUUUUCAGUUAGAUUUCUAUUUGAAAUAAAAAGUAGAAUGUGGAUUAUGAAUGGUGAAGUUAUUGAAGAUUUAUUUGAUACUAUCUAUGCAUAAAAAACCAAUCAUCUUUAUCAAUAUCUAGCUUUAUACUAAUCUAUCAUAUUUUGUGUUGAUGAUAAAGGAGCUUUUAUGGACAAGAUAAUUCAAGAUUUGAACAUUUUUAGCUUAGUAAAUAAGAUCAGAUAACUUAAUGAUGGCAUCAUUAAUAAUGAAUUCGAAGAGUAAAAAGUAAGAGUUUACCUAAAUUUAGUUCUAAAUUUCAUUAUAAAGAUUUAUCAGACUGAAAUAUCACUUUUGUAUCCUUUGAUCUUUCAAUAUAAGAAAUUGGUAAGAAGUAAAGUUGAUGAAUCUGAUUCGGAUGAAAGUAGUGAAAUUGGAAGUGAUAUUGAAUCUAUUCCUGAUGAGGAGUUUGAAAAUUACUUUUAAAUUGAUGAAAAUUACUAGUAAAUUGAUGAAAAUUACUAGUAAAUUGAUGAAGUAGAAUAGAAAUCUGCUAUUUUCAAUGAAGAGAUUCAAUAAUCUUAUAUCUAAGUAGCUGCUCAAAGGCAGAAAAUUUCUGAGAUUGAUUAAAUAAGGACAUAUUUCAGGAAAGAUCUUUAAAAAGAGCUAAUACAUAAUUUGAUCCUAAAUCUUGGCAAGAGCAAUAUGAGCCAAAUAAAAAAGAAAUCUGAUCGAUUAUAUACAAACUCUAGGGAAUUUGAAAAAGUACUCUCAGACAUAUCUAUAAAAGUUUAGAACUCUCAAAACCAAAGAGGUAUUUAGUUCAAUCUUAAAGAAGAGUACUUCAAGGAGUUUGAUCCAUAUUACUACUAAAUGCAUGAAUAUUAACAUCAAGCACUUGAGAAUAUUACAAAGCUCAAAAAUGAAAGAGACUUAAUGCAUGAGUAUAUUGGCAGUAUGGACUAUGAUUUCUCAUUGCCUAUUAAUGAAUCUGUAAGAUAGGCAAUAUGCGAAAGUAAACUUCUAGAAAUAUUUAUAAAUUUUAUUUUGCUCUGGGGUAACAUAAAUUAAUCUUAAAAUAAGUUCAUGAAUGAGUAAAUUGGACAAGAUAGCUUGAAAUUACUAGCAAUCACCACGAAAUCUAUAUAAAACAUAGAGCAAACAAAAGUUGAUUCAAUAUUAAACAUACUAAUAGUUUAUAAAGAUAAAUUGGAAGAAAGCUUCAAGAAUCUUGAGAAUAAGAGUUAGUAUUUGAAGAAAGAUUUGUAUAUAAUAAUGAAACAAAUUGAAUAAUUAGAUUAAUCGAUUAAAUUUGCAUUGCUAUCAGAAAAUAAGCCACAAAAUUAAUUAAAAGAGGAAGAAAAAAAUUAAAGCAAUAAAUAAAGUAUAGAUAAAAAGGAAGCUGCUAGACUAAAAAGAGAAAAAAUAAUGAUGAAAUUUUAAAAUAAAAGGACUACUUUCAUUAAAGAAGCUGAUGCUAUUUAAAUAGACAUUUAGGUAGAAGAAGUUAAGGGAUAUGAUUAAGAGCCAAAUUUUAUUGAUAAGAAAUGCCCUGAGCCAUAUUAGCUUGAAGAAGAUGAUAAGAUACACUGCACGCUUUGCAGGGAACAAUUAAACUCAAAAGAUUUUUUCAAAGAGCCUUUUGGCUAAUUUGCUUAUAUAGCAAAGAGUAAGUUACUAUACUACGCCAUGAACUAAACAAUUAAAGCAUAAAAGAAUAAGUACGGCCAAUUCGAUAGAAACAAUGAAGACGAUGAGUGGGAAGAAGAAGAUGAGUAGCAUUUUGCCAAAUAAAGCUUUAAUCAUUUAAGAGUACUGUAAUUAAAUUACCUUGAUAGUGAGUCUUACACAGGUGGAACACUAAUUAAGUGCCCUCAUUUCGCUCAUUUGACUUGCCUGGAAAACUACUAAAAAUCUCAGAAAUUUGAUCAAAUUAUGGCGGAAGAAAAUGAAAUAGUAGGCAUUAAUCCUCUAACAACAUUCUAGUGCCCUUUGUGCAAGUCUUUAGCUAAUAUACUAUUUCCAAUAGAAAAUCUCUCUAAUUUCCAAGGAGGUAUUAAUGAGUUAAUGGAAAAUAAAAAGAUCUUAAAAUAUUAUAAAAAUCUUAUAGAAUAAAUAAUGAGGAAUCAAGUAUCAGCUAAUAAAAAUCUCUAAAUCCAGGAUAUAUUUGACCCCAAUAAGAGUCUUAAAGCAAUAUAAUAAUUUAUUGAACAUAGACUAGCUCUCAUUAAUCUCAAAGGUUACCAAGACUUUAUAAAUGGAAAAUUAUCUGGAAUAUAAGAGUACAGAACCAUCUUAAGAGUGGCCAAGAAUAUUAUAAGAAUUUAACAGCAAGGUGCUGAGUAGAUUGCUGAAAAUAAUGCAUUUAUAGCAGCUCUAGAUAAAAAUUUAGAAGAAAUUUACAAAAAAUUAGAUUCUUUUAAAGUUUUUGAUGAGGAUAUUACCAGCUACUGUUAAUAAGCGUUAUUCUAUACUUUUCUCCAGACUAAUUAAGAAGAGUUUAAAAACAGCAUUGAAAACCUUAUAAUAAGAUUCUUGCACCUAAUCAAAUAUCAGGUUGCUAUCAAAUUCAUUCAUUAGAAUUAGUUUGAAUCUGUAAAAAAUGCAGAAGAAAUAAUAUAGUGGCUUUAAGAGGUUUUAUAAACAACAGAAAACCAGUAAAAUUAUCUAGAUUUCGAGGCAUAAUCAUUAGCACCUUACUAAAACUAAAUUACUGCAUUUCUAUAAAUGGUAGAUAUAAAUUAAUCAAUAAGUCACUUAAAUAAAGGCAUUCCUCUCAUAUCAGAGUCUCAUAGAAAGAAUGAUUAAUUUGCUGAGGCAAAUUAUAAUCUCUUUUUCGAGUAUAUAAAUUCUAAGUAGUAGUCAAAGAUUAGUCUUAUCCCCUAGAUUUAGCUGCUAAUGACAAAAGAGUAUCAAUUUAAUUUCAUUUAUUUACCUGAAGAAUUUCAGUAAAUGAUUCUUAAAUUCUACAAGCAAAUGUGCCGAUGGUGUAAGACCACACCGAAAUAAAGUGUUAUUUGCUUAUUAUGUGGGGAGCUGCUGUGCUUUGUAUAAGAUUGUUGCAUGGAUAUCGAUAACAAAAAAGACGAUGAGGGGGAGUUAACCUUCCAUGCCAGACAAUGUGAAGGUGGAUAAGGAAUAUUCCUAGACAAUCAAACUGGAGUUAUUUUCCUUAUAGAAAAAAAGAGAAACAGCGAAAAAUCAUCUAUUUAUCUCAAUAAAUUUGGAGAGCACUAUUCCACGAAAAUGAAGAAAUAUGAUUAAUUUAAGUUGAAUGAUGAAUUUGGUGGCAGAUAGCUGUUAGAAGAGUACAGGAGAAUGUAUAUAGAUUUCACUAUAUGCAAUGCUAUUGUUAAGGACAGAGCCAUUAAUAAGAAUUACUACGGAGUUGGAAGAAUCUGA
Molecule: messenger RNA, 5121 nt
Organism: Stylonychia lemnae
Lineage: Eukaryota; Ciliophora; Spirotrichea; Sporadotrichida; Oxytrichidae
Source: the annotation of a GenBank genome assembly